GGCAGAGUACUAUUAGGUCCACUUUUCUGCUUGUUUUGGGAUAUUCCUUAUUUUGUACAUUUUCCAACCUGGAAAAGCAUAAACUUCACCAGAAAUUUCUGCUGUUAAUUGCAAUUCCUCAUGACAUGAAACAAACACUGCAUCUGCAUUGGCUGCUUUUAUUUUGUUUCAUUACUUAUUACUUAUUCGUUCAUGUUUUUACUGUUAGAAAACUUCAUAAAGUCUUUUCCAGAAUUGAUAUUGGUUAUGUCCCACUUAUAUGUUCACAAUUUAUAUGUUUGACAUACACAUCAUCAUAUGACAAACUAACUUUGAAAAAUGACUAAAUUUUAUCCCAUGUCAAGCUCAGGAGCUUAGCCUGCCUAAAAAAUGUAAAUCUUGUAAAGAAAUUGUGGAAUUAUAAUGUAAUUUUCUGAUGUAGGCCUUACAGUUUAAGUUUCACAUUCAAAAUCAUGAAUGAUUCCACCUACAUUUUCCGCCACAAAGAGUCUCUAUUGCUUGGAUUGAUUGUGGAGUGACCUCAAUGGACGAUUUCUUGAAAGAAUUCUUCCCAGACGUGUACAGAAAGAAGCACGCGCAUUUGACAGAGACUGACUAUUGUAAAUAUGACAACCAAGUGUUGACACUUUUCACAUCAUCUCUUUAUUUCUCAGCACUUGUUAUGACAUUUUUUGCUUCCCAUCUAACAAGAAAGAAGGGUAGAAAGGCCACCAUCAUAGUAGGAGCCAUUAGCUUUCUUGUUGGAGCAAUCCUCAAUGCAGCUGCACAGAACAUUCCAAUGCUAAUCAUUGGCAGAGUCUUUCUUGGUGGAGGCAUUGGCUUUGGUAACCAAGCUGUUCCUUUGUAUCUAUCUGAAAUGGCUCCGGCUAGAAAUCGAGGAGCAGUUAACCAACUGUUUCAGUUCACAACCUGUGGUGGGAUCUUAAUUGCAAACUUGGUGAACUAUUUCACCGACAAAAUCCAUCCUCAUGGUUGGAGAAUAUCACUUGGUUUGGCAGGUGUUCCAGCGAUUCUAAUGCUUUUGGGAGGUAUAUUUUGUGCUGAAACACCAAACAGUCUUGUGGAACAAGGAAGAUUGGAUGAAGCAAGAAAAGUGUUGGAGAGAGUUAGAGGUACAAAGAACGUUGAAGCUGAAUUUGAAGAUUUAAAAGAUGCAAGUGAAUUAGCACAAGCAGUAAAGAGUCCAUUUAAGAUACUUCUAAAGAGGAAGUAUAGGCCACAACUAAUAAUAGGUGCAUUGGGGAUUCCAGCAUUUCAGCAGUUAACAGGAAAUAACUCAAUCCUCUUUUACGCACCUGUCAUCUUCCAGAGUUUGGGAUUUGGUGCUAAUGCAUCUCUUUUUUCAUCUUUUAUUACCAAUGGAGCUCUCCUUGUUGCCACUGUCAUAUCAAUGUUUUUAGUUGACAAGUUUGGUAGAAGAAAGUUCUUCCUAGAAGCUGGUUUUGAAAUGAUAUGCUGCAUGAUUAUUACUGGUGUGGUUUUGGCAUUGGAGUUUGGACAUGGAAAAGAACUUUCAAAAGGAAUAAGUGCAUUACUUGUUAUAGUGAUUUUCUUGUUUGUGUUGGCAUAUGGAAGAUCUUGGGGUCCUCUAGGAUGGUUGGUUCCAAGUGAGCUAUUUCCAUUAGAGAUAAGGUCAGCAGCACAAAGUAUUGUGGUUUGUGUCAACAUGAUCUUCACUGCCCUUGUUGCACAAUUAUUUCUAUUGUCACUUUGUCACCUCAAAUAUGGAAUCUUCUUGUUGUUUGGUGGAUUAAUUUGUGUCAUGAGUUGCUUUGUGUUCUUCCUUUUGCCGGAAACAAAGAAAGUUCCAAUUGAGGAGAUUUAUCUGCUUUUUGAAAACCAUUGGUUCUGGAAGAACAUUGUCAGAGAAGAAAGUGACCAAGAGCAAGGAAAGCCAAACAGGAAGUCAGUAGUAGCUGCUUAAAAUUCUCAACAACAAACUACAUUGAAGUCAACAAAUGUAUAUUUAUUUUUUUUGUAAUCAACUGUUUCAUGCUUGCAUGAUAAACUAUAAGUAGAUUACAGACUUUCUUAGAGGAUAUGUUUUAGCCUAUUUUUAAUCUCUUCCUUUCAAAUUUAGAGAUAAGAUAAAACCAACUAAUAAAUUUACCUAUCUCA
Molecule: messenger RNA, 2118 nt
Organism: Cicer arietinum (chickpea)
Lineage: Eukaryota; Viridiplantae; Streptophyta; Magnoliopsida; Fabales; Fabaceae
Source: RefSeq, a predicted model, not a curated record